GGUCCCGGUACCGUGGCCUUGAGAGAGAUUCGUCGCUACCAGAAGUCCACUGAGCUGCUGAUCCGCAAGCUGCCCUUCCAGCGCCUGGUCAGAGAGAUCGCUCAGGACUUCAAGACCGACCUGCGCUUCCAGAGCUCCGCCGUCAUGGCUCUGCAGGAGGCCAGCGAGGCCUAUUUGGUGGGCUUGUUCGAGGACACCAAUCUGUGCGCUAUCCACGCCAAGAGGGUCACCAUCAUGCCCAAAGACAUCCAGCUGGCUCGCCGCAUCCGCGGAGAGAGGGCUUAGGCUCGACCAGCAGCAGACAACAACCAACGGCUCUUUUAAGAGCCACAUAUCUGUUGGUAGAGAGCAUUUGGCCUGUGUAUUACACAACUGUGCAGAAGUUAACACUUACCGUUUUGAUAUAAUGAAAUGCAAUUUACUUUAAAAUUAUCACGUGGUGCUACAGACAUGCCAAAUGAACACACUGCAGACUUGACAAUGUGAAUGUGAGGGGGCUCCUGGUUUCAUGGGAGCAGGAAGCUCUAGUCUUUUGCUGGGAGAGCAACUGGGAUCCAGAGCUGCUCACCUCUUCUCGCUACUGACAUGCAUUCACACACAAGCCAGGCUAACAGACUCUUCCCCAAUUUUACUGAUUGAUGUAUUUGUAUUGAUUAUGCAUUUUUGCUGU
Messenger RNA from Monopterus albus (swamp eel), 670 nucleotides. RefSeq names its product histone H3-like. The record is from RefSeq and is a predicted model, not a curated record. Gene Ontology annotation, cellular component: nucleosome. The annotation marks the transcript as partial. The transcript has a single exon. Gene Ontology annotation, molecular function: structural constituent of chromatin; protein heterodimerization activity; DNA binding. Lineage: Eukaryota; Metazoa; Chordata; Actinopteri; Synbranchiformes; Synbranchidae.